CACGACGUCUUAAGUCGCAAUCCAGCGUUGCAAUCCACGCCUCCAAGAGCACACAGAGAGACUUCAACACGAUAUUCUGUUUGCCAGAACUACUCCGUAGCAUAUUUCAGAAACAUGGCGCUCGCACCGAAGUUCUAUGGGCAGCUUUUCUCCUCGCUUUCACAUGCACCGAAGCACACGUUGGAAGUUUACUUGGACUAUGUCUGUCCGUUUUCCAAGAAGCAAUUUGAGACCAUCUAUGAGAAGGUCUUCCCCAUCAUAAAGACGAAGUACAAAGGCAGGAUCAACGUCGUCUUCCGCCAGCAAGUCCAGCCAUGGCAUCCCUCGUCAACCCUCGUCCAUGAAGCAGGCGUUGCAGCACUGCGCCUGGACCCCACGACAUUCUGGGCCUACUCAGCGGUGCUGUUCAAGCAUCAGACCGAGUUCUUCGAUGUCAACGUCGUAAACGAAACGCGCAACCAGACAUACAGACGUCUUGCUAAACUCUACGGUGCCUUGGGGGCUUCUGGACCCGGGACUCACCAAGCUGAUGAGGAGAAACUCUAUGAGCUGUUGGUUGUGGGGGAGAAAGCUGGCGAGGGAGGUGCGUUAAAUAUUGGGAAUAAGGUCACGGAUGAUUUGAAGUUGCUCAUCAAGUUGGGACGGCAGACAGGGAUCCAUGUGUCUCCUACUGUGCUGUGGGAUGGUCUUGUGGACAACAGCAUUAGUAGCUCAUGGACGGUGGGGCAGUGGGAUAAGUAUUUUGAGGAAAAGCUGCACAAAUGAUUGGCGGGACCGCUGUAAGAGGGUAGCUUUGUGACAGCAAGACCAAAGGUCUGAACUGGAGCUGUACAUAAUGACAGAAAUCACAGCAACUAUAAUAUAGUAAAGGCGUGUAAUCACUCAGAGCGACAAUUAGUAAGCAAGAUACUGGUAAAUAGAAGUGAAGAGAU
This is a messenger RNA of Pseudogymnoascus destructans, 932 nucleotides long. RefSeq lists its product as uncharacterized. The transcript is spliced from 2 exons. The record is from RefSeq and is a predicted model, not a curated record. Bases 115 to 765 code for a protein of 216 amino acids. Lineage: Eukaryota; Fungi; Ascomycota; Leotiomycetes; Thelebolales; Thelebolaceae.